Penicillium antarcticum is the source of this 237-nucleotide messenger RNA. RefSeq lists its product as uncharacterized. The record is from RefSeq and is a predicted model, not a curated record. The transcript has a single exon. Bases 1 to 237 code for a protein of 78 amino acids. Lineage: Eukaryota; Fungi; Ascomycota; Eurotiomycetes; Eurotiales; Aspergillaceae.
AUGAAGGCCAACAUCCUCAUUGUCCUAGCAACCUUGACUGCCAGUAUCCUGGCAACGCCAACAGCCAAUGGGGAAGCCAGCGAAAUUUUCGAACGCUCCGGUAGCUGCUACCAUCCCAGCUCGUGCAGCCGCUCCUGGGCGGGAAAGUGCGAAGAUUACUGUGGAAAGCGCGGAUUCUCGCACAUGACCGGCGAUGGCUGUGGAUGGCUUGCUAAGAAGUGUUGUUGCAGCAAGUAA